Molecule: messenger RNA, 544 nt
Organism: Sceloporus undulatus (fence lizard)
Lineage: Eukaryota; Metazoa; Chordata; Lepidosauria; Squamata; Phrynosomatidae
Product: dolichyl-diphosphooligosaccharide--protein glycosyltransferase subunit STT3A-like
Exons: 5
Biological process (GO): post-translational protein modification
Cellular component (GO): membrane
Molecular function (GO): dolichyl-diphosphooligosaccharide-protein glycotransferase activity
Source: RefSeq, a predicted model, not a curated record
CCAGGUCUUUAAGUACUGUUUGCUGAAUUUACCAAAAUGACCAAAUUAGGCUUCCUCCGCUUGUCCUAUGAAAAGCAGGACACCCUCCUUAAGCUCCUCAUUCUUUCAAUGGCAGCUGUGCUAUCUUUCUCUACAAGACUCUUUUCUGUGCUGAGGUUUGAGAGUGUCAUUCAUGAAUUUGAUCCGUAUUUUAACUACCGCACAACUCGCUUCCUGGCAGAAGAGGGCUUCUACAAGUUUCACAACUGGUUUGAUGAUAGAGCAUGGUAUCCGUUGGGGAGGAUCAUUGGUGGAACUAUUUAUCCAGGUUUAAUGAUCACAUCAGCAGCGAUAUAUCAUGUUCUACACUUCUUCCACAUUACAAUUGACAUCAGAAAUGUGUGUGUAUUCCUGGCUCCCCUUUUCUCUUCCUUCACUACUAUUGUAACAUACCAUCUCACCAAAGAGCUCAAGGAUGCAGGGGCAGGUCUCCUGGCAGCUGCAAUGAUUGCUGUGGUGCCAGGGUACAUCUCUCGUUCUGUUGCUGGCUCCUAUGACAAUGAAG